Monoraphidium neglectum is the source of this 354-nucleotide messenger RNA. RefSeq lists its product as hypothetical. Bases 1 to 354 code for a protein of 117 amino acids. The record is from RefSeq and is a predicted model, not a curated record. The transcript has 2 exons. NCBI's taxonomy places the organism in Eukaryota, Viridiplantae, Chlorophyta, Chlorophyceae, Sphaeropleales, Selenastraceae.
AUGUUUGCACAUGGGAGAUUCGCAUUGGUCGGCACCGGGUGCAUCCUGGAGUCUGUCGGCGACUGGUCGCCCGUCCGCUACUCGGACUCGGCGGCACGCGGCACGAUCGCCACCAUCUCAAACGGCGACAAGUCUUUCGAGGCCCAUUUCGUCCUGUCCAAGCUCUCCGAGGCGCGCUUCGCUCUGGUGGACAGGCCGGGCCUCGCGGGGCCCCUGCGCGUGGUGCGGCUGGUGAACAAGGACGGCGCCGUUGCUAUGUCGAUCAUGCUGCACAAGCCUGGGGACGCGCAGACGGCGGCGUGGGACGCGCUGCGCCAGCGCUACGGAGACUCCGUGUCCCUUGAGGCGCCGUAG